This is a messenger RNA of Prunus armeniaca (apricot), 264 nucleotides long. Lineage: Eukaryota; Viridiplantae; Streptophyta; Magnoliopsida; Rosales; Rosaceae. The record is from the annotation of a GenBank genome assembly.
AUGGCUUCUAAGAAGAUUCAAACCGUUCUUGCGAUGAGAGGCAAAAGUGUGAGCGCCUCCUUCUCAAGCAAAGACUCUACUGGGGUCGUCACUCAGAGCAAGGCCAAGGCGAUAUCUGCAACUCAACAUGCCACUUCCAUAUCGACUCAAGCCAAGGUGAAAGAUGUGAACGGAAGGCGUGAACCAGUUAUCAAUUUAGCCUCCUUCGGGGCAAGAAGAAUACUUCCUGAGCGGAUGAGAAAAACUCUCGAAAUGAAGAAAUGA